Molecule: messenger RNA, 3105 nt
Organism: Galeopterus variegatus (Sunda flying lemur)
Lineage: Eukaryota; Metazoa; Chordata; Mammalia; Dermoptera; Cynocephalidae
Gene: GPAT4
Product: 1-acylglycerol-3-phosphate O-acyltransferase 6
Exons: 12
Coding region: 853-2223 (456 amino acids)
Biological process (GO): triglyceride biosynthetic process
Cellular component (GO): endoplasmic reticulum
Molecular function (GO): glycerol-3-phosphate O-acyltransferase activity
Source: RefSeq, a predicted model, not a curated record
GCAUUGGCAGCGUUUAAGCAACUUUUUGCCAAGAACCCAGCUCACCACUGAGAAGGGGGCCUUAGAGGGAAGAAUGUCCAGAGGAAGCCAAUGCCAGACACGUCUGGAGUUACGCUCACCGCAGGCAACAUGAGACAUUCGGUGCCAGCAUCUGUGUCCUACUGGCAAAGGCUGUAGCUCUCAGGUAGGAGGGUCCUGGGAGCAGCCUGCACCAGGAGCCUCUUUAGAGGGAGGAUGGGACCAGAUAUGAACUCUAUACAGUGAACAUGAUUUUCAGCUUAUUAAGAAAUAUUAAGUAAAAUGAUUAUUUAAUUUCCACAUAUUCAAGUUCGAAAGCCUUCUUGUGAAGUGCCAGCAGCCAUCCUCCCUGCACAGGAGUUAUAAGGACUUUUUUGGCACCAAGUGGAACUCUUCUUGGUACUUCUGGCCAUGACAGAUCUUCAGGGCAGAUUUAUCUGCUAAAUGCUCUUGAGCAGGAAAAAAAAAGUAAAACCUUUGGAAGCAGAGUAAGGAUAACAGAGCGGAGACCACUCCCUUUUUGCUCACUACACAGAAACUCAGCCUGGACUCAGAUGCUCUCACUGAAGAUUUAUCCUGCCUUGUUCACCUCCAAGGCUCGUCUGUUCUGGGGAGACCUGGCAUUUUCGGGUUGCCUGCUGUGGCCCUUUUCUACUAUCAUUCUGCUCCCAAGCCUUCUACUGAGGCAGUUGAAUAAUGUGAACUUUGGAAUGGAGUUUGAUAUCCUUUGGGGACUUGCUUCCUUUCCCAGGCUGGUGCUUUCGGAAAGGACCAUCUGAAGGCUGCGGUGUGUUCUUGGGGCGGAGGGCCCUGGCCUUGCCUGGAUCCUCCACCAUGUUCCUGUUGCUGCCUUUUGAUAGCCUGAUUGUCAACCUUCUGGGCAUCUCCCUGACUGUCCUCUUCACCCUCCUCCUCGUUUUCAUCAUAGUCCCAGCUAUUUUUGGAGUCUCUUUUGGUAUCCGAAAGCUCUACAUGAAAACUUUGUUAAAGAUCUUUGCGUGGGCUACCUUGAGAAUGGAGAGAGGAGCCAAGGAGAAGAACCACCAGCUUUACAAGCCCUACACCAAUGGAAUCAUUGCAAAGGAUCCCACUUCACUAGAAGAAGAGAUCAAAGAAAUUCGUCGAAGUGGUAGUAGUAAGGCUCUGGAUAAUACUCCAGAGUUUGAGCUCUCUGACAUUUUCUACUUUUGCCGGAAAGGAAUGGAGACCAUCAUGGAUGAUGAGGUGACAAAGAGAUUCUCAGCGGAGGAACUGGAGUCCUGGAACCUGCUGAGCAGAACCAAUUAUAACUUCCAGUACAUCAGCCUUCGGCUUACUGUCUUGUGGGGGUUAGGAGUGUUGAUUCGGUAUUGCUUCCUUCUGCCACUCAGGAUAGCUCUUGCUUUCACGGGGAUUAGCCUUCUGGUGGUGGGCACGACCGUCGUGGGAUACUUGCCAAAUGGGAGGUUUAAGGAGUUCAUGAGUAAACAUGUUCACUUAAUGUGUUACCGGAUCUGUGUGCGAGCCCUGACAGCCAUCAUUACUUACCAUGACAGGAAAAACAGACCAAGAAAUGGUGGCAUCUGUGUGGCCAAUCAUACCUCUCCUAUUGAUGUGAUCAUUUUGGCCAGUGAUGGCUAUUAUGCCAUGGUGGGUCAAGUGCACGGGGGACUUAUGGGUGUGAUUCAGAGAGCCAUGGUGAAGGCCUGCCCGCACAUCUGGUUUGAGCGUUCUGAAGUGAAAGAUCGCCACCUGGUGGCCAAAAGACUGACUGAACACGUGCAAGAUAAAAGCAAGCUACCUAUCCUCAUCUUCCCAGAAGGAACGUGCAUCAAUAAUACAUCGGUGAUGAUGUUCAAAAAGGGAAGUUUUGAAAUUGGAGCCACGGUUUACCCUGUUGCUAUCAAGUAUGACCCUCAGUUCGGUGAUGCCUUCUGGAACAGCAGCAAAUACGGGAUGGUGACGUACCUGCUGAGGAUGAUGACCAGCUGGGCCAUUGUCUGCAGUGUUUGGUACCUGCCCCCCAUGAUCAGAGAGACAGAUGAAGACGCCGUCCAGUUUGCAAACAGGGUGAAAUCCGCCAUUGCCAGGCAGGGAGGACUGGUGGACCUGCUGUGGGACGGGGGCCUGAAGAGGGAGAAGGUGAAGGACACAUUCAAAGAGGAGCAGCAGAAGCUGUACAGCAAGAUGAUCGUUGGCAACCACAAGGACAGGAGCCGGUCCUGAGUCCGCACCUGGCGCUGGCCAGGCCCCACGCGCAGGUCCCGACGCGUGAGCCAGCUGGAGUUGCCACUGCUGCUGCCCCGCUGCUGCCUCCUUUCCAAACUCGGGAUCCCAGGACUCCGUCUUCCUUAGAGCCAUGCCGGGUCCCCUGCACUCUGGGGCAGCGCCGCCCGCCCUUGGCCAUCCGAAAUGAAUGCCACUGGGCGUUGCUGCCAGCACGAGAUGCCUUCUUGUUUCUUUUACAGUAAGUCCGUUGGAGGAAUGCCAUUGAAGUCAGCAGUCCACCUGUGCACGUGUGCAGGUCCACACUGCCACAUGAGGGACAUUGCGGUGGUAGUCUGUCAUGAUGCCCACAUGCCAGGGGCCUGGCGGGGGAUCUUGAGGAGAGGCACUGCUGAGGCAGUGUGGCCUGCUCCAGGCAAAACCUCAACCUAGCCCUAGAGCUCUGCAGACUCAGCAAAAAGAAAACUGUCGUCUGUUGGGACUUUCAGCAAAAUGAAGUACUAAGUUCCUGUGCUACUGCUUAUGAGAAGUCACUAGAGGGGGUGGGAAGAGGCCAGGUGACCCCUGACUUGUCGGUGGUGAGAACCAAGAGUCACUUUGUGUUUACUCCAGGGCUGACCCUGAAUUCCCCACGUGACUUGCUGUCUGUUUAGUGUGUGCCUCAGUUUUCCCACCUGCAGCAUGGAUCAGGAGGGGAAGGUGGCGAUACCCACCUCACAGGGCUCUUGUGGGGAUGAAAGUGCUGCAGCAAGUGAAGGGUGGGGACGUCCAGUGUUGUGAGUCCAGGUCAUGGGACGCAGCAGGGCUGGGCCUGAGCACAGAGCUGCCGCACAGGGCUUUGGGUUUGCUUUUGUGAGUAAAUAAAAUUGGUUGGCAAACAAA